Sclerotinia sclerotiorum 1980 UF-70 is the source of this 384-nucleotide messenger RNA. RefSeq lists its product with no specific name. NCBI's taxonomy places the organism in Eukaryota, Fungi, Ascomycota, Leotiomycetes, Helotiales, Sclerotiniaceae. The record is from RefSeq and is a predicted model, not a curated record. The transcript is spliced from 2 exons. The coding region runs from base 1 to 384 and encodes 127 amino acids.
AUGUCAAUGGCCAAGUUGCGCCAACGAAAACGUGUAAAUGCCUCAAGUAUCUAUCGCCGUAAUUAUCUCACCUCCUGCAGGAAGACUGCUUUCUGCCGGGCAAAGUUGCGUGAACUUUGGAAAGAGAAUCACGUGAUAGAAUGGCUCCGGCUCUUGAUGAAACGGCACAGGAGGCAAAACGUGACAACUGAUGAACCAUCAGUGAGGUCUUUUCACCGAUGGCGUGUUUGCACUUCGAUUAACGUUUCAUCCUUAGCGAAUGAACUUGUCUUCCAUGCCAGUAGCAAGAUAUUUUCCACAUUCUCCCGACCAUCACCAAAGACUACAAGAACUUCAUUUCAAAUUAUCCAAGUUCAUGCGUUCUCUACAAUGCCAAGUAAAUAA